AAGAAGAAAAGAAGAAAAAAAGAAACGAAAAAUUAAUGUUUCCAAAGAAUGUACAAAAAAUUAAGAAGAAAAGAAGAAAAAAGAAACGAAAAAUUAGUGUUUCCAUGGAAUGUACGAAAAAUUUCGCGAUCGACUGUAUUAUGCGAGUUACGAUAAUGCAUCCUCGUGGUAAUCCACACGCGUGACCCUCGAUCUUGCCAGCCUCUCGUGCAGUUCGCAAAACGCUCGUUGGCAUUUCUUUUGCCACGGCGGACCGUCUCCGCCUGGUACGAGCUAAUCAGAACUAGUUACGUAAAGACACGCGGAGACGGCCGCCGACAUGCUUGAUUUUCCACUCGCGAUCCGACACGAGUAAACUUUGUAACGAAUCGGCCUUUGGGCACAUUCUGCAACACUGAUGGAAACUCGCCUUAACAGUACGUGGUCUACAUAUGUUUAGCGAAAACUUGUCAACCUCGAGGAACCUUCUAAGUGCUACAAACUAUCCUUCCUUACGUAUUCUACGUACAUUGAAAACAUUUCUCACUUGUAUUAAAUGUAUUUCAAUCGUUGCUGGCAUUAGACCCGCGAGAAAUGUUCUAUAGAAUUUUCAUAGAAUUACAGCGAUUUAUUUUCACGAAGCUUUUUGUGAUCUACUGUGUGUUCAGCUAAAACUCGUCAAGCUCGCAAACCUGCAAAUUAGGGUUCUUCGUGUAUCGUACAUGGGGCUAUCGGAAAUAUCUUGUGCAAAUUUUAUGAAAUUACAGUAGUUUUUUUUUUUCAUGAGUUUUUUACCAUCUACAUGAAGCUUGUCAACCUUGGACACCUGCAAAUUAUUGUUGCUUAUGUACUGUACACGAAGCUAUGAGAAACGUUUUAUGGAAAUAAUUUUGAUUUUGUAAAAGAGAUUUCGUAAAAUUAUAGUGGUUCGUUUUGAUGAAUGUUUCAUGAUCUAUAUAUGUUCACCUAAAGCUUGCCGUUCUAGGAAACGUCCAAACUAUUUGUUACUCACACAUCGCUACGUGUGUACUUUGAAAACAUUUCCUAUUUCUAUUAAAUACAUCUCUGUCGUUGUUCGUAUCGGAGCUCGUAUCAGAGACAUGAUCUAGAAAUCUUGUAAAAUUAUAACGCUGUUCAGUUCGACGAACCUUGCAUGAAUUUUUCAAAAUAUAAAUAGCAAUUUCCUGCAGUCGAUUUUCAUCAAUUUCCUAGCAAGCUUCCCAAAUGUUUGUGUAUCUCAUCGCCACUAAAAUAUCGAAUAAUUCCUUCUACAUCCGCCGACGUUAAAAUGCUCCGUUUGCUACAAAACAGAUAGACAGAUUGUAAGAAAAAAAAUACGAAGAGACUUGGUAUUUCGUGGCUGGAGAAUGACGGCUGUCACAGAGGCACUAAACGGAAGUUGGCGCGUGAUACGGGGAAAAUGCGAUCGCGGAUAAGAGCAAAACGUUUGGCAUUUCCAUGCGCGGACAGGUAUACGGCGACACGUCGCUUGUUUCCCAUUUGCUUUCGCCGGUCGGAACUUUCACUCAUUGUUAAAGCUGCUUCACGCUCGAAUUCACCGCGUGGACAUCUCGUUCGAUCUCGAUUCAACGGCUGUUACCGACAAUCGUGCGUGGAAAAGAGCGUUUCGCAAGAGGAGCCGAGGGUACAUCGAUCAUUUCCACGCCGGUAAGCACCGGCUACGAAUUUACCGGAAUCUCGUCUCGGUGUACAAGGCGGUACCGUUAUUAUAAUGAAAUGAGUUAUUCGAUUAGUUGGCCGCUUUGAUGAACUUGGCGCACGCACCGAGCAACUGCGACCGAGCGCAAUUCGAUUACGAUGCAAUCGGGACGCAUAGGUCUUUCGAUGGUUUUACGAGAGCUGCGUCACGGCGAAACUACGCGAUACUGUGAAUUCAACUACGAGUUGCAUGGAAAUUGAGAAUUUCGCGAAACGGUUGCAAUUACGAUGAUUUAUUACGAUAUAUUAUUUGCUUCUGCGUAUCUUGUUCGUGUUAUUCGUCGCGCAACUUCUAUCUGUACGUUUGUGAGGCAGAAAUAAAAUCCCGUCUGAUGUUGAUAAAUAAAGAAAUAAAUAAAUUUGUAUCGAUCGGCGAUAAAAUCCGAGAAACUGAGAUACGCUGAAUUUUCGAACGAUGGAAUUGCGGAAACGUCGGACGCCGAAUGUAAAAGCAUUAGAAUUGCGAGUCGGGAAAUUUUUGAAUCUCAACGUCUUGGGAUAGCAUCCGUGACGGAGAAGAGCGUUUGGUUCGGCGAUAUUGGAAUUGCCGCGCGUCGGAAGAAAGAAACGCCGGUAAUUGCAACGCGUCGAAUUGGAGAUACCACCGGGAUCGCGGUACGCCGAAUUUGUAUGCAUGGAAUUACAACGCGGCGAAUUAUAAAACGCUGGAGUUGCAACGCGCCGAGGUAGAGUAUAUCCGAAUUACGAUAUGGAUGGGCCUGAUUUGGACGUGCUGGAAUUGCGACGCAUCGAAACGGAGUUUGGAAUUGCUAGAUGCAACAGUAUCGGAAAGUACUACGAUGGCGAAUGCCGUCUUGAAAUUGCAGCAUACCGAGAUUGAGAAUCGUUGAAAUUCCGACGAACAGAAUUCUCAGAUGCGGAAAUCACGAUGUUUAGAAUCCAACUAUAAAUACGUGUGAAGCGAUCGCGUUGCCCGGGACUCGAACGUGGUGGACUCGGUUCGCGAGAAGAUCGACGCUUCGUCCGCAACUUCGAUUCUCGUCUCGUGUGGACAUCGAACGCUCCCAAUAGCGGCGAUUAGUCAUAGAUUCGUGCAUUGCACGCAUGUGUGCCCAGUAAAAGGAAGGAGAAAAAAUGACAGAGGUGCACGACUAGAGCCGGGUAGAGCAGCGGGGCACGGUGAGACUCGCGUCACGUCGCGGCGUCCUGUCCAUCGAGGUGGGGUGCAGCCGUUGGACGGUUUCGCGGCGAACAUCCGAGCGAGUCGCGGCGAGUGAGCGAGCGAACCAACCAGUCAACCUGAAACCGCGAACAGCCGCGACAGCGUGUGCCUCGUCGUUGCUCCGUGCGCUCUCGAUGGCGCCAGGCAUCGCAACUUUAAAAUAAACAUCGCGAUUCCGCCGCGGGCGUCGUCGAGUAUACGGCGCGCGGAUCUUGAAUCGGGUUUUGCCGCGCGAAUAUCUGUCACACGGUUGAAAUACGGCCACGCGCCCGUGUAACUAGUUCACGAUAUCUUUUAAUUAUACGGCUCUAGAUGUAGGAUAAGUGGUUUAACCGGGUGGAUUGAUAAGGAGGAUUUUUACCGUGAACAACGGUGCUUCGAGUUGUGAAAACAGGAAUAUUGAUUAGUGAGAGUUGAAACGUUCGAGAAGUUAGUGUAACGGGGAUUGCCGCGCAUGGAAUCUGUCGACUUUGCGAUUGCCUUGGAAAGGUGCUGCAAUUGUAUCGGAAUGCUCGUUGCAAUUGCAUCGCGGGGAAAUCGAGCGACACGCCAAUUACUCCCGUUGGAAUCGCGCCGCCGCAAUUCCAUUCCAGAAGGAAUUGCCUGCCGUUGAAAUCAAUUGCAAGGGAAUUGACAGGCGUUGAAUUACGAAGCAACUGUCAUCGUUCCAACCGACCCAUCUUUCGAGCAAUUCCAUUUCGUUGAUUUUUCCGUGCCACGGAAUUACGGUGCCAAGCGUGUUGCAACGUAUCAGUCUCGACGACGCAGCAAAAUCCAGAGAAUUGUCAGCAACCUUGCGCUCGACCUCAAACUGAAGCAGCCUCUCGAACGCGCGACUCGAGCUCGGCUUAAGGCUCGAGUCAAGGAAAUCGCAUCGUGACCGAAAUGCCGGGCUAAAAUCCGAGCUAAAAGGACCGACAACCUCAAGGCAAAACGGUCGGUUCUGUGGCAAGUUCGCGCGAAGGUGCGGAGCGUUGAAUCGGAUGGAAAGCGAGUCGAGCGGAGUUGCGAUAAAACGUUGUAUGAUCGGGAAAGGGGCAACUAUGGCGGCCAGUCGGUGAAAUCGAAGAUGCAGCGAAAGCACGAUCGGUCGAAGUUCAAAGUAUAGCGGCGUCUAUUGAGCGUUUUGCUCUCGCGUUACGCCCGUGGAAAGUCAAACGGACGGAGAGAAAAGGAACGAGCGAGGGAAGGAGAAGGUGAGAAGGGAAGGACGUGGUGUGUACGCCGACAGACUUUCACGUCGACUCUGUUUCUUCUGGAUCGCGUUACGAAAAUCGCGAUCCGUUGCCCGAGUAUCGCUGGAAAAACUCGAUCACCGUUAUAUCGGAGAUCGAUGUGUCGCGAACCUUGUGUCACGAUGCGAAUUCAAAGGGGAAUAAAUCGCGAGAAGUAGAGACGAUUUGCUUCUCGAAUACGACAUUUCGAUCGUUCGCUCGUCUUUACAUAAUCGCGUAAUGUAUCUCACGAAGAAUUUGCUCGGUUCGUGCGAGCAAAUACGACUGGUCGGAUGCAGAACAUUUUUUCAGUGAAAUCGUCGCGUGCUUUUCGGCGAUCGUCCGUUGCGCGCUCCCGAUCUCGAGAAAGCGAUCGUUAACGCAGGUUGUGAACUCUGCAGUGGACAUUUGAUGGAAUAUAAACGUUGGCAGUUGAGACGUACAAGCGAUAACGAUAAAUAACAAGGAUAUAAGUAACAGGCGAAGUACGAGGUGAAAUAUGGAAGAAAGUACGAGUCAAAGUUGAAGUUGGUCGGAAAGAACGUGAAACGGAAGAGUGUGUUUUUUAUUCGACACGAUUCUUCAAAGAUAAAAGCUUAGGCCAAAGUCGGGUGAUACUUUGCUUCUACCAAAGCCGGUCUUCUCGAUAAGAGAGAGAGAGUGGAAAGAUUAAGUAGCAAGUUUUAAACAGUUCGAAGUUGGUCGAAUUAUCGGUCCUCGAACCGACGUCGCUUCCUCGUGAACUUCGCCAGACUCCCGCCUCUAAUCGAAUCUUCCGCAGCAACGACGGAUAAAUCGAUUACCAAUUAAUACCCGGAAUUCUCUUGGGAAAGGGAAGAAAAAGAUAAAAAAGCAAAAUCAAUUUUGUGAUGGGGCAAAAUUCGCAGACCCAAAAACCAAUUUAGUUCGCAACUAAAUAAUGACUAGAUUUCUUAAAGUUGCGAGAAUUUGGUUAAUUGCCCAGAACCACGAAAUAAGACGACAAAAAUUCAAUUAUAGCAGCUGGAUUUCUUGGAAUUGCGACACAUGACGGAUUGGAAUUCGCUGGAAACGCAGUGAAUAAAAUUGUGCCGCGUUAGAAUCGCUGCACGUAGAACCGAGGCGCGCUGGAAUUGUCGCGCGUAGAAUCGAAUCGCGUUGCAAUUGCGAAUACAAGAAGUUCGACUAAGAAGUUCGCUGUGAAAUCACCGCACACGGAAUUGAUCGGAAUUGCCACUUUCAGAAUCGACCCGCGGUCGUUGCAUCGGAGUUGCCAUUCGCGGAAAUCGUUCACGCGACAAUUGCGAUACACCGAGUUUGGAAUUGCUACGCCCGAGAUUGGAACAGCACGCGUGCGGAAUUCAGUUGUUUGGAAAUUCCGACGUACGAAAUACAGCUUCGCGAGAAUGUCGGAAUUGUCGAACGUAUUAAUUACAUUCGAAUAAAAAAAAAAAUACCUCGAACGACGACAAAAUAUCGAAGACUAUGGAGGAAGGUGGAAACAGAAAAUAAACGGCUAUACGAUAAGAAGUCGAUAAUACGAUGAUCGAUGGAGGAAAAUUGGGCGCAGCACGCGUUUAUUGGUUCUGACGGCCAUAACUACGCGAUAAUGAUGCGCAUUAUAGUCGCGAUUCGUGCGUCAUAAGGUUUCGACUGUCGGCGACGACGGUGACAUCAAUUUAGAGACUGUCCGCCGCGGCUAAAUCUAAUUAUUUAACAAGCCGCUGGCCGUAAUGCGCCUCGAGCGCGUACGCGAAAUUGUGUGGAAGAAGGCGACCGCUGCGACGAACGUCGUUUCUCUUCUCCGCCUUCGUUCUUCUCACGGCUAUCGACAGUUUAGUGCAGUGUAUCGUUAGUACGCCGUGGUGUUUCGCAGUUUUAUGCUGCCUUUGUGUUUGCAAACGCAUCGUUUGAAGAUACCAGGUCUAUUGGAUACCGAAAUGUAUCUCGGAUAAGUAAGACGCUUCGGACAUUCGCGAGACAAACCAAAGAGAUUUGUGAUAGUCGGUAAUUAAAAAAACAGUGGAAUAUUUGAAAAGGAUAGAGGAGAAAGAUGAGACCGGGAGUGAAAAUAGCGAGACCACGUGGUCCUGUGAUUCAAGUGAUUGGUGAUCAGUGAAAGCAAUCAUGUUUACGAUGAUCGAACCGAGGGGCGACAGGGUGGCCAACACCCAGACAAAACAUCACUGUUACCAAGUGAUCAGGACCACAAGGGUGCACCAGAGUUCCAGAAGCUCGAGAAUGGUCACUGUUCAGGAGAAGGUGAUCAGAUCGCGGCUACAGUUGGGUUAUUCCACGCCUACCAACUUCAUCAACCGUUUCCCGCAGAAGAUGGAGAGGCCAUCGCAGCAUGCGGCGAACGUGAACCAGGUGCACGGGAGCGGCAUGCACGGCGUAUACUCGUCAGGCAGUCAAACCUCCCUGACGACGUCCUACAUCACGGGUCAGUCGUACGUUCAGAACCAGAACUACGCACACGGCCCAUACAAUUCGACAUCGAACGUGAGAGUAUACACUCACGCCGGCUACAGUCAGCCCCAAAGUUAUGGUACCAUGGUGCAGGGCUAUGGUGGUCAGCCACAGGCCACAGGGUAUCAACAAAACCAUCUUAAAAAAGGACCUGUACGUAACGGAGACGUGCUGAAGAGAUGCCGGCUGCAGACUGCGUACGAGUUAUCCCAAGACCUAUUGGAUAAGCAGAUUGAGAUGUUAGAAAGAAAAUACGGCGGUGUGAAGGCAAGAAACGCCGCACUGACUAUUCAACGAGCAUUCAGAAGAUACACUCUGCUGAAGAAAUUCGCAGCCAUCACCGCCAUGGCCAAGGCUGAAAAACGUCUCAGCAGAAAGCUUCAGGAAACUACAGAGAGAGCCACGGGCGUGAAUGAACAUGAGAGGAUGGUAUAUCACAGUCAAAUUUACAUACAACAGCCACAGACGGCGAACAGACCAAUGCCCAUCAGGAGCAUGUCUCUGAGGGAAAGGAGGCACGUGGAGAACUCACAGUCUCCGAUACCGAGGAGCCAGAGCGGCAGGUGCGAGGUUCAGGUCGCUGGUCAUCAGCACGCGAACCAUAACAUACAUCAAAGUGGUAGACAUACGCCCUCUCUGGCACCGAGUCCUUGCAACAGACACCAACAGUUACCACCAAGUCCGUGCUGGGAGUCCAGCUCUCAGGAAAGCGGGUCUAGCAUGCAUUAUUACAAUCCACAGGACACGUUGUGCAGCAUCAGACAAGAUACACCACCAAGGGAUCUGCUGCGUACACCAUGCACGUCGCCGUCAACGCCUCAUAAUCUUCAGACACAAGUGGUUCAGAACUGGAGUAGUGCCGGUCACCUUGGUUCCGCCGGUAGAACGAGAGGAUCCGCGAAAAAGGUGCCACCGGAAGUGCCAAAAAGAACGUCUUCCAUUACGUCCAGAUCUAUGGAACCACGUCACAAUGGCCUUAGCAAAAGCGUCGAGAACGGUAGCCUAAGCUCAGUUCAGAGUUCUGGCAGCGAUUCCACUAAUUGCGAGAGCUCCGAGGGAGACGCUCAAAGAGGAUCACCUGUGUGGAAGCAUAAAGGAAUCUCAAGUUCACCAGAACACCAAGAAUGCGCCAAUCACACAACAGACUCAACUACUAUGAUAAGCAGUGUGAAGGAUCUUGGUCACUCCCAUGCCAGUUCCGGCUACCAGCUUCCUCUCAUGGAUCAUCCAGAAAGUAUACCACAGACGAGCUAUAAAGUAUCAGAAAUAGUAAGAAAACGUCAGUAUCGAGUAGGCCUAAAUUUAUUCAACAAGAAACCAGAAAGAGGAAUCAGUUACUUGAUCAGAAGAGGAUUCUUGGAAAAUAGCCCUCAGGGUGUAGCAAGAUUUUUGAUCAGUAGAAAAGGACUGUCCAAGCAGAUGAUAGGAGAAUAUCUUGGAAACCUUCAAAACCCCUUCAACAUGGCUGUGCUUGAAUGCUUCUCCCACGAGCUGGACCUAUCGGGAAUGCAGGUAGACGUCGCUUUGAGAAAGUUUCAAGCAUAUUUCCGGAUGCCAGGUGAAGCUCAAAAAAUAGAACGACUAAUGGAGGUGUUCAGCCAACGUUAUUGCCACUGCAAUCCCGAUGUAGUAUCCAGGCUACGCUCAGCAGAUACUGUCUUUGUAUUAGCGUUCGCAAUAAUCAUGCUGAACACUGAUCUGCACACACCAAACCUGAAACCAGAACGCAGAAUGAGGCUGGAUGACUUUGUCAAGAACCUCAGAGGCAUAGACGAUUGUGGAGAUAUUGACAGAGAUAUAUUGGUUGGAAUUUAUGAAAGAGUAAAGGAAAACGAAUUCAAACCUGGCUCAGAUCAUGUUUCUCAAGUAAUGAAAGUCCAAGCGACAAUAGUAGGCAAGAAACCUAACAUGGCCUUGCCUCAUAGAAGAUUAGUUUGCUACUGUAGACUGUAUGAGAUCCCAGACAUCCACAAGAAAGAGAGACCAGGUGUACAUCAACGAGAAGUAUUUCUCUUCAACGAUCUCCUCGUUGUAACAAAGAUCCUGAGCAAGAAAAAGAACAGCGUUACUUAUACGUUCAGACAAAGCUUUCCACUGUGCGGAAUGGUAGCCACGCUGUUUGAAGUUCCUCAUUAUCCGUAUGGAAUUAGACUCUCCCAGCGCGUGGAUGGAAAGGUGUUGGUUACGUUUAACGCGAGGAACGCACACGACAGGUGCAAGUUUGUGGAGGAUCUCAGAGAAUCCAUCAGCGAAAUGGACGAGAUGGAAACCUUACGGAUUGAGACGGAACUAGAACGACAGAAGAGCAGCAGAAGUGCGAGGGGCGGCGCUGAAAAUAGAGACUCUGGAGUGGCAGAUGUCGAGAUAUGUCCUUGCCCGGGGCCCUACUCCGAAAGAUCGGAAACUACCGACAUAGAUACCCAAUUAAAACGUUCUGCCCUUAGUAAUUCUCUUCUGGACAUACAUGAACAAUUUGCUGGUGAAAAACCGCAGCGACGUGGAAGCGUGGGCUCACUCGAUAGCGGUAUGUCGAUUUCUUUUCAAUCUACAUCUGCCAGCUCAAUGAGCCAAGGCAUUAAACAUCCUGGACAAGUUCAUCCUAUACAUCCAGGGGCUACGAUCCCUGGUGGUGCUAAGGGACUGGCUCAGCAGCCAUCUUUUUUAGGGGGUCUAUUCGCCAAACGGGAACGAAAACUUUCACAAUCGGAGGAAUCCGGCCCGUACAGUCGCACCACGGAAGUGUAAUAUAUCCUUCCGGUGCUACCUAAGAGAUAACAGGCCAAAGUGGAAGUUCCACAAGGGGACACGUCCUAUAUAGUAAUAUAUUAAACAUUUAGUACAUACUAUUCAAACUUCCGUGAGAAAAUGUUCUUCGAAAUUAUGUAUCCCUCAUAUACAUAAUACACACAAACCUGUAUAUAAUGUUAUAGCUUCCAUUAUAACGCUAUUAUAGUUAUAAUAUUAUUUAUGGAUUAUGUUGACAAUAUGGAGGAUAACCGAAUAUUCGAGCCUCAUUUCCUUGUAAAAGUUUGAACAGCAUGUCCUAUAUGUUUUAUAUUGCUAAAAUGUAAAUCAAAUGGAUAAUUCAAAUAUCGUGCAGUCUCUUUGUCAGAUGGAGCGCGUGAACUCUUUCACUUCCCCUCGGCUUUUAAGGAAGCGAAAUGGACGCCAAUUUUAUGCGUGAUUAAAAAGGCCAAUGCAUCUUGAAGAUAAAGGUGAGAAGACAAGUUAUCCCAUAAUUAAUUGGGAUCUGAAAAUGCACUUUGGGAAGUAACACAAUGAAGAUGAAAAAAGAAAAAGUAAAAAGGAGAGAAUAAGAAGAGACAAUUGAAUAGGCGAUGUAAAUUUAUUGGAUUGGGCAGGAUCCAAUCGCGAUCACUCGAGACAAAGGAAACAAAUUUGGCAAGAUGGCGCGUUGAAGUAGUCUUUAUAGGGGCGCAUGUAUAGUAUUUAUUCAUCCAAAAAUGAAAAAAAAUAACACGUCGAUUCACUUUUUCUUAUGAUAUUUAUAAUAAUUUCCAAUGGAGAGCGAUGCGAUCCUCUCAACGCAUGUAGAUAAUCGUUCCGUUGAUCGCAUAGACCCCAUAAACCGGUUUUUCAACUAAAAGUCACGUGACUCAAAAAAAAAAUCUUAUCACUUCGAAAAGAAAAAAAUAUGAUCGGUUUAUGGGAAGAGAAUGGCUCUAGUGUAAUAUCGUGUUUUUUUGCAAGUAUCGACGUAGCUAUACUUGAACAGUUGUACAUAAUAGGUAUAUAAUAGAUAUAUAACGGCAAUUGUAUGAUUACAAUGAUGAUGAUGAUAAUUCUGUAACAAAAAACAUGAACCGUAGCCUAAGGAAACCGAUAAGCAAUCCCCUUCUUGAUAUUAGGUGCAUGUCGAUGUCUAACAAAUUUUUAAUAUCUCAUCAAUGAAAAAAAAAGUAAUAAAUCGUUUGGAUCGUAGCAAUCUUUGUAAGUAUUAACAUUUAAAAAAAAAAAAAAGAAGAAGAAGAAGAAGUUACAGAGAAGCGUUUUUUCGUUGUUGGGGUACAUUCUCAUAAUCUUCUGCAAAUCAUAGUUCUGCUUGUGUGUUCAGAAUCGAGCAGUUUUUUUCUCCGAAACAGCGUACUAAUGAGAAAAUUCAAUUAACCAAAUUAGUUGGUUUCUCGUCUCGUACCACGUGUAGCUAACUCUCAGCGUCAUCUUAAACGAAUGCUAUAAGGAUCAAUGAAUGGAAGAGGACAACUUGUAUGCCUUAUGUAACAACUGCCACAACUUAUCAUCAAGAGAUGAGAAACUGACUAAUAAUCUUAUCAAUUAUUAAAGAGAUAAACAAUCUUUUUGGAGGGCUGCAGAAUUACAUUUGGAAAAGUAAAAUAACUUGUACAUAUAUAUAUUACCAGCGAUCACAAUACCAAUUAAUAGCAAUUAAAAAAAUGGAUUGUCCGAUUAAUUUCGAUUCGAAGUGACUAAUCAGUGAAAUUUGAUACACUGUACAUUAUUAUAAUACGUUUCGAACUUUGGGAGUUUCAUUGUAAUUAACGUCAUGAUGUAAUGUACGCACACAUUACCAGUUUUUGUAUAAACUUUGAAAUUUAUUUUCGUAGUUCUCUUUAAUAAUAACCUUGAGAUUCAAGUGAUUCUAACACUUUUUGCACUUCUGAUCGAUAAGCACUCUAACGUCUGUUUCCAAAUUAUAUUUCCUUAAUCGUGUAAUUUGAAUCCUUCAGCUGUCACAGAAAUAGAUCUUCUUUAGAGAAGCAGCUUAUUUUUCUGAGCAUACAAUUUCAUAAGGAGAUACACUCACAUAUUUCAGAUUAAAAGUAAUAGAUUUACUAAGGACUAAAAGGUUUGCUACAUUUUAUCUCUUAUAGUGAUUUGUGAGAGUAUUUGAACAUUUACCAUAGAAAACUUUGACAUAUAUAUAUAUUAUGUAUUUGUUUCACAUUUGCUCAAUAUAAUCAUGAUAGUUUGGUCUCAUUACAGCACCAAUAAAAUUUCAAAAUAUUUCAUAUACAGAUGUAAUAUGACCAUAAAAGGCAUCUACAAGUGUUUGAAUACUCUUACACUAUACGUAACUCUGACUGCUAUCACAAGUUUCUCAAUCUAAAUGUCUAUUGUUCUCCAAAGUAAACAGAGAAAGAGGCUGUAAUGAUCGCAUAGGUUCUAACUAAUUAUAAAACUGGAAAAUAGCUAUUCAUGUUGUCGAGAUGAGAAUAUAGGUCUUACAAAGACGUGUAUUGUUAUAGGAAAAGACAUAGCGAGAUUAUAAAAUCAGCGAUGUGUUUAAAUUUAUAUGUUUCAAUAGUCUAAACAAUAAUUUGAGACAUAUGGAGAAAGAGAAGGAAUUAAAAGCCUCAUUCAAUAUAUUAUAGAAUAUUAUGGAACUGUUCUCCUUUUAUAUAACAUUUAAGAAAAAUUGUGUAUAGCAUAAAAUUUGAAAAGUAGAUUCUAAACAUAUGCAGUUUGCUAUUUUUCACAUAAUGCAUAUAUAAAAAAAUUUUAUAUGUCACCAAUGACUAGACUACAAAUUUUUAUGUAUUUAUGGAAAUUCUGAAAAUGAAAGAAUGUACAAAAUGGAUGUAACAUGCAAAAAUAUACAAAAUAUCUUAAGUAAAGUACUCGAGUAAAACAAAUCUUUGCUUAGAUUCCAUUUCUAUAAUUGUGUUCAUAAAAAUAUAAAACAUAAAAAUCCGUAAUCUAUUAAUGACUUUCAUGGCCUGAAAUUCGAGGUACUUCUAUAAAAUGCGUACGACGUUGGACGCAAUUACAUCAAUCGAUGUCGCUAAUUAAUAAUUAAAUUUAUAACCUCGCUAUAUCUCUUCCGCCAAGUAUAUAUGCGUCGUUUACAGCUGAAGGAAACAAAAACCGAGAGAACUCGAACGCAACUAAGAAUAGUUGGCAAAGUGUUCAUCCUAAUUGUACAUAGGCUCCCAUGGAUCCGUAACAAGUCCGUAGUCUUCAGCGUUAUUAAUUCUAGUCUUUCUCAUCAGGAGAGUUCUCCGGUUACGCUGUAAUGUUUGCGAGGGAGAGAGCGAAAGAGAGAGAGAGAAAAUAAUUCCAUAAAACUUUGUCAGAAAAACCUUGAUGUAGUUCUUAAGGAUGUGGUUUACAAUAAAAAGUGUGAGGUCAGUCUAAUAUAACAAAGGAUCGCGUCAAUUUGCGUGAACGAUGAAACAAAUGCUCGUUCAGAUUCCCGAAAUUUAAAAAAUGAAAAGAAAGAUGAUCAAUAUACGGAAAUUCUUCUGUGAUAAACUUCUUACGAAUGAAAAAAAAAAAAUAAGAAAAGACUGAUUAGAAAGACCACCUUCUAAGUCGCCGUAUCUACAAGAAAAUUCAUGAAAAAGUAAAAAAAAAAGAUGAAAUAACCAUCAUAAACGCUCUCACGAAUGGUCCUAUAAAUGAUUGAUUCCUAUAAAUCGUAUGCGUAGUCAUUUUUAUUUAGAAAAGACGAAGACGGCCAUCAACAUCCGUUUUUGGACAGGGACAAGGAGAACAUUAGAUUUUUCGAUUGUUUGUAAUCAUACUGUUUUUCAAACUCUGUCCCUUAUGUACAGUCAUCCUACAUCUUACGACAUCUUUAAGCAAUCCAACUGGAUUAUAUGAAAGAUUUCUUGCACGAUCUCAUACAUAUACAUUAUAUGUAUAUAAUAAGCGAAAGAUAUAAAUUUCAGUCUGACUCUUAAUAAAACUAGUGGGUACCAAAGUAGACACUACGACGGUAUAAAGUUUCAUUAGGAUGAUUAACUUAGAUACAGAAAAUAAAAAAAAAAAAGCAGUUUGGAUAUGACGAGAAUAAGUAGUAAACAGUGAUCGUAUAACAUCGAAGCAAUACAACAUUGCGUAACAUCAUUACCAUGAAUUAUUCGCGAAUUUACGGCGACUAGAUUUAAUCCAAUUUGACGCGAUCUGCGAAAAAUGACGACAUGCAAAAAAAGAACGGUGUCGAUAAACGCAUUUGAUGAAAAAAAAUAUUUGAUGAGAAAGUAAGUAACUACGUUAUUAAUUUAGAAAUAACAAUCGCUCCCCGUGCGAAAGUAUCGCCUCCUUUGUUAAUCUAACGAACGCUGUAUGCACAUUGUGUUAAUAAAGAACUAUGAGUCUGAAACGUAA
Messenger RNA from Bombus terrestris (buff-tailed bumblebee), 13635 nucleotides. It is a transcript of the gene siz, whose product is annotated as IQ motif and SEC7 domain-containing protein 2. The coding region runs from base 6202 to 9288 and encodes 1028 amino acids. Lineage: Eukaryota; Metazoa; Arthropoda; Insecta; Hymenoptera; Apidae. Gene Ontology annotation, molecular function: guanyl-nucleotide exchange factor activity. The transcript has 9 exons. The record is from RefSeq and is a predicted model, not a curated record. Gene Ontology annotation, biological process: actin cytoskeleton organization; regulation of ARF protein signal transduction.